Molecule: messenger RNA, 546 nt
Organism: Fusarium venenatum
Lineage: Eukaryota; Fungi; Ascomycota; Sordariomycetes; Hypocreales; Nectriaceae
Source: RefSeq, a predicted model, not a curated record
AUGCCAGAAAACGACCCAAGUGCCACUGCCGACGACAAGGAUUCUCCUACCCCCAACGAGGGUUCACCUUCCUCUAGCUCUAUUAGCUACAGUUCCUGCUCUGACGAUUGCCGUCACCUUGCUCAUAUCGAAGCCAUACCAAUCCGUCAUGGCGGUCGUCUUCGCCUUGUCCGCCGCGCCCGUGUAGCCUUCACCGAAGACACUUGGCAUGUUAUCAACUGGAACUGUGGGGGUCCCGAUAUAGAUAUUUGCUACAGAGUUCCAGGCCACAAGAACACCUGGAUCGCAAGAUUAUCCACAGACGACAAUGGAAAGAUGAUGUUGGAGCUUCUACGCCUUAUCGAGUCUCGCUGUACCGAUAAACAAAAGGUUUACGACCGAAACCACUACAUCGGCUACGAUGAAGAGGACGGAGAAGACGCCAUGUCGAUAAUCAUCGAACUGUUCGAGGGGACGGGUGAAGGAAGUAUCACGGAAGUCCUGACUGAACCAGAGAAAAUCCCUUUACUUCAGGCAAAACUGGGAUUCGGGGUAAUGGAAUAUUAA